GAGCUCGGCCUCAAGGAUGAGACGGACAGAAGAAUCCUCCUCCAUGUAUCCGAUCAACAGACUGAGGAAUUAACGUAAGGCAGACGUAUAUACCUCCUGCCUCUUGUGGUUUAGAACUGAGUCGCAUCAGGUUUUGUUGACAGUGAAAAUAUGGAAGCCUACCAGGAAGGCAAUAUAGAUGAGGAGUUGCGCCCUGAUGCUGAUGAAAUGAGGGCAGCUGCUUCAGAUGUUUUGAUCCCUAGAGCAGAUAUUAAUAAUCUUGGAGACAGAGAGUCCCCUCAAGCCUCUGAUGAAGCAGAAGAGCCACAGCAGGCGGAGUCCCUCGAUUCUGAGACCCUUUCUCAUGCUGAACUGAAAAAGUUCUUUCAGGAAGCUCUGUGUCAGCUUCUUAAAAAGGAUCCUAUACUGAAUGAUCUUCAUCCACAAGUAACUCUUGAAGAGGUCAAUGCCUUAAUUGAAUUAGAACAUGGAAGAGCAAUGAAAGUGUACAUUGAGAAAGCUGAUGGUGGAUUCUGGUGUGUAGUUGUUCCCCGUGAAGCGACUGUCCAUGAUCUGAAAAAGGCACUGAAAAAUCAUGUUGCUCUCAUGCUGAACAGGAAAGGAGUCAAGAAGAAAAUAAAUUGGAAAUAUAUUUGGAAAACAUACUGGCUGUGCUAUGAAGGAGAGAAACUGGCAGAUGACCGUAAGAAAUUACUAGAAAUUGGUGUGAAAAAUAAAUGCAGUCUCACGUUCAUAAAGAGACUAAGGGAACGAAACAAAUCUGGCAGGAAGGUAAGGUAGAGCGGAAUGUAUUACCUCGGUCUAUUUCACAACAGUGUUUAAAGUUACAAGGUGAAAAUUUGGAUGCAUAGCAGUAAUGAUGUGAAUAUGGGCAAGCUAAUGUUAUGGCUGUAUCAUGUCUUGUAAAAAUUGUACAGCAUUUUUUCUUAGAUUCUUGAAAGCAAUUUAGAGAUGUGAUUUUUAAUAAUAUAUGUUGAACUAUAAAUUUCGUAAAGCAUAUUCCCGAACAGAAAACUGUCUGCUGGUUUUAUAUUAUUGCUGAGUAUGCUUUUAUGAUCAUUUGUAGUGUACAUAAAUAAAAUAUAAAUAAAUCA
Molecule: messenger RNA, 1094 nt
Organism: Penaeus chinensis
Lineage: Eukaryota; Metazoa; Arthropoda; Malacostraca; Decapoda; Penaeidae
Product: U11/U12 small nuclear ribonucleoprotein 25 kDa protein-like
Exons: 4
Coding region: 151-780 (209 amino acids)
Biological process (GO): mRNA splicing, via spliceosome
Cellular component (GO): U12-type spliceosomal complex
Source: RefSeq, a predicted model, not a curated record